AUGAAGGGCCACGGCGAGCUGGCAGAGGGGUCCAAGCGUCAAAGCUCGAGCGGAAGCUCGACCGAUCCUAUCGACGUCCGCGAGGAGCUCAGCAAGUGUGACGACCCCUCCAUGGCGUGGAGUAUGCAAUUCUGGGUGACCAUUGCCGACCCUCUGACUCACGAUGUCUUCUUCGCGUGUCCGGCGUCAGGUCAGUGCAGUUGGGAACCGCCCGUCGGAGCCUUUGUCGUGCCUCGUUCGCCCGAUGGGGAGUGGUGGGAGUUGGCAGACCCAUCCCGUGGCAACCAGAGCUACUAUUAUAACACUCUGACCGGCGUGACGCAGUGGAACAGGCCAGAUGGUGACGCCUUUGUUAUCCCGCUGGGGUUGAUACAGCGCAACGCACUCUCGUCGCGACCCCCGUCCCCUCAUCGCGAUUCGACCGAAAAUGGCACAGUUGACUCUACAUCAAGUUCCAUCCAACCCGCCACCUCGUCGUCUGGACACCGCGAGCAGCUGACUCUCCCCAUCGCGACCUCGACGGCGAGCUCCAGCGGCCCUUUGACGCCCAUUCCAGACGACGCGCCCAUGCCCGAUCGGCACCUCGACCCGGCACACGAUCAGCAGGGCAGCUGGUGGGGAAGGCGCCGCGGAAGACGGCUACUCAGCCGCUUGAGCAAGACCAACCUCAAGACGCCAGAUCGCAGCCCAUCUCUUAAGAACGGCGGUCCCUCCAUUCUCCAUGCAGACCACUCUCCCGCGACUUCAAACACGAAUGGAUUCGUGGCAUCACCCCAGGGCUCCCCGUCAGUCGACGAUGGCAACUUCAAUGACCCUGUCAACCUCAUUCUCCAGCCCGCAUCCCCCACAUCCGCCGCAUAUAAUCUCGAAAACUUCUCCACCGAUAACUUUGCCGACCGCUACUUUGCGAGCCGCCGCUCGGGCGUGCUGCGCCAGCGCAUGUCACUGGAGCAGAUUAUGGAAUGGCAGCGCGCGCCCAUCACAUCUCCACUUUUGGUGCUCUCCAGGACGUCCGUACAGGAUGCGGUUACCACGUUCAAGGUCAUCCAGCACGUCAUGGGUGAUCGCGACCGACACGUUACGGACGCUAGACCCCAACACUUCCCAGCUGCGUCGGUGCUGUCUCUUCGCUCGACAGUGCGCCCUGGCGAGGGCAACGAGUCCAAGGACGAGAAGACGAUCAUCCUCGAGGAGAUUCGCUGGAUGAUCCAGUUGGGAGUCGGUAGAGUCGAGAUGCGCGACGAGCUGUAUUGCCAGCUCAUGAAGCAGCUCACGCGUAACCCGGACAGCGACAGCACCGUUCUGGGUUUCCAGCUUUUCUGUGUGUUCGUGUCCGCGUUUGGACCGUCCAAGUCGUUUGAACCAUUUGUCCGCUCCUUCUUGAUAGGCAAGCUGGAACGUACCGACUUUGGCAUUGGUGUCAUGUCCAAGUUUUGUCUUACCCGCUUGGACACCUGGUCGCAGAAGGGCGGCCGUGGGCGCGUUCUGAGCACCGCUGAGAUCGAGCACGCGUCGGACGCCGCGUUCUACCCGUCGGUGUACGCGCAAACGCUCGAGACGAUCAUGCAGCGACAGGAGGGCGCGUAUCCCGAGUUGCGUAUCCCAAUCAUCUUGCCCUUCCUCGCAGACGGAAUUCUUGCACUUGGCGGCACCGAGUCUGAAGGCAUCUUCCGAGUGCCGGGCGACAACGACGUUAUACUGCAAUUGAAAGCGCGCAUCGAUCGAGGCCAGUACCAAUUGAGCGGAAUCACGGACCCGCAUGUCGUCGCGUCGCUGUUCAAGCUGUGGCUCCGCGAGCUCGAAGACCCGCUGGUUCCGACCGCGAUGUACGAAACCGCCCUCUCGGUAUCCAAGAGUGUCGACCACACGAUCAUCUUCCUCAAAAAGUUGCCGAACCACAACCGCAGAGUGCUGUUGUUUGUGAUCUCGUUCAUUCAGCUCUUCCUCGAUCCAGACGUCGUCGCCAUCACCAAAAUGACGCCGCGCAACCUGGCGCUAGUGCUCGCCCCCAACAUUCUGCGCACACCGGACGAGUCGCUCUCCGCUGCAUUUGCCAACUCGGGCUACGAGUGCCAGUUUGUGCUCAACCUCCUGCUGCACUUGGACCCUCCUUCGGUCGACCCCGACUAUGUGCCUUCACACGGCGGAGGUGCAUCUGAGCGUGUGUCUCUCGACUCGCAGCACUCUGAGCGGUCUGAGCGUUCGGAGCGUACGACGGCCUCGGGCGCAUCUGGCGCGUCGGGCGAAGCGUCGGCCGACAGUGCUAAUGAGGCGUCGGGCGAGCACAUGAAAGAGAACCAGUCACCUGAUCAUUGA
This is a messenger RNA of Cutaneotrichosporon oleaginosum, 2316 nucleotides long. RefSeq lists its product as uncharacterized. Gene Ontology annotation, cellular component: cytoplasm; cytoskeleton. Gene Ontology annotation, biological process: signal transduction. Lineage: Eukaryota; Fungi; Basidiomycota; Tremellomycetes; Trichosporonales; Trichosporonaceae. Gene Ontology annotation, molecular function: protein binding; GTPase activator activity. The record is from RefSeq and is a predicted model, not a curated record.